AUGAUAGCCAACCAAGAGUCUCUUGGCAAAGCCAUCAACAGCGCAGGCCUCCACGAGCCUGUGAACUUUCGAUGGCGUGUCACUGGCUACUACACGCCCGACCUUCUCGAGAGCCACCUUGAGAGACUGACCAAGGCUACCGAAAAGUACCUGAAAGAUUGUCCCUGGCCAGCCAAAGAACUCGAGUAUGGGUCUCUCAGGGUCAAGUCGAUGCCCCUGUGCUCCCGCGAGGAACGCAACAAGGCUCCUUUGGACAAGAACGGAAGAGCGUACUUUGACAUGACGGUACAUGAAUCCAGCGUCUCUUUUAAGCUGGUCGAAUUGCACGAAUCGCUCUAUGACUGCCUGUUUCCCAGACGUGGUGAAAAGUACCCUGUCACCAAGGGCUCCGGCUUUCGCUGUCAACUGCCCAUUGGUGGUUUUGAGGGGCCAAAUCACAUCUUUAGUAUCAAUGAAUUAUGGCUGACUUUGGCGCAGAACCUUCUGAGACUUAAGGCCGUUUCCACAGAGUCCGCCGAAGAGCUCUCACACGUGCGCAACGGCCCAAAUGCCGUCCAGACAAUCGUACACCAUCUACUCGAUACUUACCUCACAUUGUGGAAGACCUUCAAGCACACGCUCGCUGCGGCCAAGGACGAAGACGCUUCACCCAAGAUGAUCAAGAACGUCGUGACCAAUGCCGAGAUCAUGCUAUCUUCCUUGAAUAGACUCGUCAAUAACAUUGAGCGCCAUGUCGGGAAGCCCGUUCCGGGAUGCAAGAGUCGAUUCUUCCUCAAGAGGUGGAUCAAGAACUAUUUCCGAACAGCGGAAUCGCCUACCGUUUGCCUUGACACUGACAUCACGGGUCUUGACGUUGAUCGUUCCAAGUGCAUGCUUCAUCGCAAACUUCGUCGCUACGAAGCAGCCUUGUGCAACAUGAUAGCUACCGUCCGUCUUCUGGAUCCGAGCACAUGCAAAAAGUUCGAGCAGGUGGUUGACUCGACGGCCAACACUCCCGACAAGGCCGACUUUUUGCAUAUGUACGCCGGCACUCGGAAAGGGAUGCCGAAUUUGACCAGAGGGCGCCUGCUGGACGAUAUCAAAGGGUUCAUGGAGGGAGUCGAGGAUACACACCGCAAGCUUGUUGAUCACCUUGAGGUCAUCGAACAAGAGAUUGGCUGGUCGAUCGACCCUAACUCGAGGGUUUCGUGGUUCCAUUCGGCAGAGCUGAAGGAAAAGUGCUACGACUCGGACUCUAUUGACUCUACUGACUGA
Neurospora tetrasperma FGSC 2508 is the source of this 1254-nucleotide messenger RNA. RefSeq lists its product as uncharacterized. The record is from RefSeq and is a predicted model, not a curated record. Bases 1 to 1254 code for a protein of 417 amino acids. Lineage: Eukaryota; Fungi; Ascomycota; Sordariomycetes; Sordariales; Sordariaceae. The transcript is spliced from 5 exons.